This is a messenger RNA of Arabidopsis arenosa, 3852 nucleotides long. The record is from the annotation of a GenBank genome assembly. Lineage: Eukaryota; Viridiplantae; Streptophyta; Magnoliopsida; Brassicales; Brassicaceae.
CGUGUAAAGAAGCCUUACUAAAAAAUCUUGAGUUGUUGUAAAUCUCCAUCACAGUAUGUCGUCGACGGGACAAGGGCCGGAGAAGUCAAACUUUUCUCAGAGAUGUAGUUUGCUCAGCCGGUACUUGAAGGAGAAGGGAAGUUUUGGGAAUAUUAAUAUGGGUUUGGCUCGAAUAUCCGAUCUUGAGCUCGCCGGAAAAUUCGAUCUCAAAGGUCAACAAAAUGUGAUUAAGAAGGCAGAAACAAGACCGUUGGAAGUGGUUCAAAAGCUUUCCCUUGGUGAGGCCUCUACUUUUUCUGGAAACAAAGCCAUAUAUGUUGAUCUCAGUGAACCAGAAAAAGUUGUAUCAAAGUCUGGAAAUUCACAGUUGACCAUAUUCUUUGGAGGAAAAGUUAUGGUUUUCAAUGAGUUUCCUGAGGAUAAAGCAAAGGAAAUAAUGGAAGUAGCUAAAGAAGCGAAUCAUGUUGCUGUUGAUUCCAAGAACGCUCAGAGUCACAUGAAUCUCGACAUGAGCAACGUGGUGAUUCCUGAUCUGAACGAGCCAACGAGUUCGGGGAACAACGAAGAUCAAGAAACAGGGCAGCAACAUCAGGUUGUGGAACGCAUCGCAAGAAGAGCUUCUCUUCAUCGAUUCUUUGCUAAACGAAAAGACAGGGCUGUGGCUAGAGCUCCAUAUCAAGUGAACCAAAACGGUGGUCAUCUUCCUCCCAAGCCAGAUAUUGGUACUCCAUCGAUAAAGUCAGGCCAAUCUUCGCAACACUUUGCAACUCCUCCAAAACCAAAGGCACAUAACCAUAUGCCAAUGGAGCUUCAUCUCUUCCUUCUUCUGGUUUCAACGAUACUGAUUUCCGAAAACCUGCUAAAUCCCAAACCCAGAAACGGAAAAAAACCUAAGAAGGAGCAGAAACACAAGAAUGAAGUUAAAGAAGGAGAGCCAAAACCGAACAUUGGGAAUGAAAAGGGUAAAGAUUUUGGAGCGAGUAAGCAAAACAAAGAUGCCCCUGUGAAGCAAACCAUACAACCAAAGCCAAAGCCUGGAUUUUUAUCGAUUGAUGAUGAGAGUACUGGGAUUAAGGCAAAACGUUUCGAUGAAUUCAAGAGUUUGCCUAAGCUACCAUUGGUGAAAGCGAGUUUAUUGAGCUCGGAAUGGUACAAUGAUGCAGCGGAGCUUGAGGAGAAGGUGUUUGGUGGCAGGAAAGUGGCGGUGAAUAGUAAGGAGGAUUUGAAGGGUGUGGUGGAGAAGAAGAGAGAAUUAGGGGAGAGAUUGAUGUGGCAAUACGCAGAGGACUUUGUAACUUCGAAAGGAAAGAGUGGAGAUAUGAAGAUGGUGAUUUCUGCUCAAAAGUCUGGGACAGUAGCUGAUAAAAUCACUGCCUUUGAGAUUAUGGUUGGAGAGAAUCCCAUUGCAAAUAUGAGGUCUCUUGAUGCCUUAUUGGGAAUGGUGACCUCAAAAGUUGGAAAAAGAUUUGCAUUUAAGGGUCUUAAGGCUCUAUCUGAAAUUUUGAUCAGGUUAUUACCUGAUCGCAAGCUGAAGACACUUUUACAGCGACCCUUAAACAGGAUUCCGGAAAAUAAGGAUGGUUACUCGCUUUUGCUGUUUUGGUACUGGGAGGAUUGCUUGAAACAGAGGUAUGAGCGCUUCGUCACAGCCCUUGAUGAAUCAUCUAAAGAUAUGCUUCCAGAACUUAAAGAUAAGGCUUUAAAGACAAUAUAUUUCAUGUUGACAAGCAAAUCAGAACAAGAACGGAAAUUGCUAGUGUCAUUGGUGAACAAGUUGGGGGAUCCUCAAAACAAGAGUGCAUCUAAUGCUGAUUAUCACCUGACAAAUCUUUUGGCUGAUCAUCCUAACAUGAAGGCCGUAGUGAUCGAUGAAGUUGACUCCUUUCUCUUCCGACCCCAUCUUGGGUUACGAGCAAAGUAUCAUGCUGUUAACUUCUUGAGUCAGAUCCGAUUGAGCCACAAAGGAGAGGAUCCAAAGGUGGCAAAACGUCUAAUUGAUGUAUAUUUUGCCCUGUUUAAGGUUUUAACUACAGAAGCAAAUAGGAAACAAGGCGCAGAUGACAAAGGAGUCACUGAUAAGAAAAAAUCCAACCCAAAGGACACAAAACAAGAAGUGUCAACUGAUUCACCUAUUGAGUUGGAUUCAAGAAUUCUAUCAGCUCUACUCACGGGAGUUAACAGAGCUUUUCCAUAUGUUUCCACUGAUGAGGCUGAUGAUAUAAUUGAAUCCCAGACGCCAGUACUUUUCAAAUUGGUACACUCUGCGAAUUUCAAUGUAGGAGUUCAAUCACUGAUGCUUCUUGACAAGAUCUCAUCCAAGAAUAAGAUUGCUGAAAUGUUUAUUGGGCUUCUUCUCAGAGCCAUGAAAAAUGAUAUAAAUGUGAAGCGUGUGGCUGCCUUCUCCAAAAGAGUCUUGCAGGUUGCGCUUCAACAGCCACCACAGUAUGCCUGUGGAUGCCUUUUCCUAUUAUCUGAAGUGUUAAAAGCAAGGCCGCCUCUAUGGAAGAUGGUGGUCCAGAGGGAAUCAGUUGAGGAAGAAGAAGAUGUAGAACAUUUUGAGGAUGUGAUAGAGGGAGAUGAUAUUGAUGCCAAUAAUAAGGCAGAGAAAGACGAGAAUAAUGUUGAAGUUGAUCAUGAUGGUGGCGAAAAGACAAGUAGAGAUGGUGAUUCUUCUUCAGAUGAUGAAGAGGCUUUUGCAGUCAGGCAAUCUGAUGAAGAAGAUGAUUAUGCUUCUGAUGAUUCUGAAGAGCUAAUUAGAAACGAAACUCCCCAGCUUCAAGAAACCAUGGAGGUUUCUAAUGAUAUGGAAAAAAGAAGCGAACCGCCAAUGAAAUCGAGUUCUCUUCCUGGAGGAUAUGAUCCUCGUCAUAGAGAACCUUCUUACUGUAACGCAGACCGUGCAAGUUGGUGGGAGUUGGUGGUUCUUUCAAAACAUGCUCACCCCUCGGUUGCCACAAUGGCGGGAACCCUUCUCUCAGGAACAAAUAUUGUUUACAACGGAAACCCGCUGAACGAUUUAUCUCUAACUGCUUUCUUGGAUAAAUUCAUGGAGAAGAAACCAAAGCAAAACACUUGGCAUGGUGGUUCCCAGAUCGAACCUUCCAAGAAGCUUGACAUGUCAAACCGUGUGAUUGGAGCUGAGAUUCUCUCAUUAGCAGAAGGAGACGUGGCUCCUGAAGAUCUAGUCUUCCACAAGUUCUAUGUGAACAAGAUGAAUAGUACGAAGCAGUCAAAGAAAAAGAAGAAGAAGAAGCUACCUGAAGAAGAAGCUGCUGAAGAACUUUACGAUGUGAAUGAUGGUGAUGGUGGAGAAAACUAUGAUAGUGAUGUUGAAUUCGAGGGUGGUGAUGAGAGUGACAAUGAGGAGAUUGAGAAUAUGCUGGAUGAUGUUGAUGAGAAUGCUGUGGAAGAAGAGGGCGGUGAAUAUGACUAUGAUGAUCUAGAUGGAGUAGCCGGCGAGGAUGAUGAAGAGCUUGUGGCUGAUGUGAGCGAUGCAGAUAUUGACUCAGACAUGGACAUGGACCUGAUUGAUGGGGAAGAUGUUGACAACGAUGUUGAUGAUGAUGGUAGUGGUGGUGAUGAUGAUGAUAGUGAUGGUGAUGAUGGUCGUGGUAAGAAGAAAAAGAAAGAGAAAAGAAAACGGAAAUCUCCAUUUGCGAGUCUUGAAGAGUACGAGCAUUUGAUAGACCAAGACGAGAAGGAUAAUUCGAAGUCUAAAAGAAAAGCAACAUCAGAGCCCACAAAGAAGAAGAAAAAGAAGAAGACCAAAGCAUCAGAGUAAGAAGCAAGACUUGUUGCUUGCUAUGCAAGGCUCCUUGUGUUGUUGAGUAUUAAUAUACUGAAACGCUGGAG